UUUCGAAAUCGGAUUCUGAGGUCUGUGUUAAGAGUAAUCUUAAUUUCAAAUAUAUUCAAAAAGGGCAAAUUCACGAAAUUGACCACCCAAAUGAUGGAAUUUGCUCAAAAUCCACUCGGAUCCAUCCUACUUAAAAUCACGUUUUCCAUUGACCCACUAAAUUUCACGUGAUUCCGAAUCCAACCCGUUUUUUACCUUUGCCUUACCUAUCCCUUUGAUCCAAGAAUUGUAUGACCAUACAUGCCACAUCACUCUCUCUCUCUCUCUCUCUCUCUACAUAACAGUUUCAAUUGCACACUACACACAAUAGUGUGCAUACUCUUAUUGUACGUAUAAAAGGUAGAAACUUUGCAGACACAAAAUGAACUUGUGUAAUCUUCCAACCUAUACAAGAUACAAGCGAUAUGAGUCCCUGCAAAACUAAGGACACAAGUUACAUAUAUGCCAACACAAUAUCAACACAAUCAACAGGUUCAACUGCUAAAGCAAAGCCUACUUUCGGCCUCACUAGUCCAAACCUCCUACUUUUUCUUAUUUGGGACAACCAAUUUGGCAGAACCCUUCCAAUUUCAAUUUCAAAUGCUUCAAACCUUACAAUUCUUGACUUCAAUACCAUGAAUUUUCAAAUGGCCUAUUGACUUUAGAAAGUUGCAGAAACUAGAAAGGUUGAAUUUGUAUGGGAAUGGUCUGGGAAGUGGGGAAGCCAACGAACUCAGUUUCAUCUCCUCUUUGACCGACUGUAGAAAAUUGAUAGUAUUGUAUCUAGAUGAAAAUAAUUUCGGAGGGAUAUUGCCUAAUUCCAUUGCCAACCUCUCAAAUUCUCAAUCCAACUCAACUCUUUUCAGCUGCAGCAAAUGAAAUAUAUGGGAGCAUUCCAACAGGUAUUGAAAACCUUGUCAACUUAAAUUCUCUGACUUCGUAUUACAACAAACUCUCAGGAAGUCUUCCAACCUCUAUUUGUAAACUCCAUAAGCUACAAGAAGUUGGUAUUGGUAAAAACAAGUUGUCAGAGAAAAUCCCUUCCUGUAUUGGAAAUUUAACAUUAUUGAACAAGCUUUGGCUAAAGCAAAACAAUCUUGAAGGAAGCAUACCUUCAAGUUUUGGAAAUUGCCAGAAUUUAUUGUUUUUGAGACUUUAUAGUAAUAACCUGAGUCAGCAUACCCCAAACAUUGAUGAAUUUGUCAUCUUUGUCGAUAUCCUUAGACCUUGAUGAUAACCAUCUCAGUCGUUCCAUACCAAUAGAAGUGGGCAACUUGAGAAAGCUGGUUAAAUUAAACCUUUCCCAUAAUGAGUUGUCUGGUGGGAUUCAAAAGCAGCCUAAGUAGUUGUGAAACUUCGGAAUACCUUUAUAUGGAUCAUAAUUUCUUUAGAGGAACUAAUCCACAAUCUUUCAGAUUUUUGAGAGCCACUGAAGUUCUAGAUCUUUUGUGCAACAAUCUCUCCGGUGAAAUUCCCAAGACUUUAGGUACUCUUCCGUGUUUGAGGAAUUUAAGCCUGUCUUUGAAUUUCGAUUUAUGGAAAUAAUAAGCUUUGUGGAGGAAUAAGCCAAUAAAGCAUGGUAAUAAUUUCAAAGCCCUUGUAUUUGAGUUCAUGCCAAAUGGAAGCCUCAACACUUGGUUGCAUCCAAUUCCAUCAACUGGGGUACAUAGGGAACCAAAGAGUUUAAACCUUCUUCAACGCAUAAAUGUAGCAAUUGAUGUGGCCUCUGCUUUGGAUUAUCUUCAUAAUCACUGCCACACGCCAAUCAUACAUUGUGACUUAAAGCCAAGCAACAUUCUUCUUGAUGGUGACUUAACUGCCCAUGUGAGUGAUUUUGGUUUAGCAAGGUUCCUAAAGCAACAUGACAAUGAAAUUUCUCAGUCAUACCAGCUCCCUUCAAAUUAAGGGAACUGUUGGAUAUGCAGCACCAGAAUAUGGCAUGGGAAGUGACCUGUCAACAUACAGUGAUGUUUAUAGCUACGGUAUCCUUUUGUUGGAAAUGUUCACAGGGAAAAUACCCACUGAUGACAUGUUUAAAGACGGCCAGAACCUUCACAAAUUAGCUGAAAUGGCUUCGCCAGAACAAGUGAUGGAGAUUGUGGAUCAGGUACUUUUAUUCAAGGUGGAAGAUGAGGAAGCAACCAGCAGCAACUCUAGGACACAAGCGAAGAUGGAGGUAAUCCAAAAGUGCUUGAUCUUAAUAUUCAGGAUUGGUGUGGCAUGCUCCAUGGAGUGACCUAAAGAUCCGAUGAACAUUUCUAAUGCUUACAAGGAACUGCAGUUGAUUAAGGAAAUGCUUGUUGAGAAUAAUAAUUCCAACUGAUCAUGAGGUAGGCUUUAUUUUUAUCGGUGCCUCAUUUACAUUGGCUAACUUGUCUUGAUAUUGCGAGGUUAUGACAGAUUCUACCUGAGUUCCUCAAACUCUAAGGUUCUAUUUGUUUCACUAGAAUGAGUUGAAAUGGAAUGGAAUGAUCAUUCCUUAAGCUUUCAUAUGGAAUGAUCAUUCCCUUAAAAUGGUUAAUGAUGAUUCCAUUCAUAAUGUAUUUUUGUGAUUAUUUUUUUUACUCAAUCAAAUAUGGGAAUGAACAAUUUGAUGGAAUGUUCAUUCUAUUCCGUUUCAUUCUAAUAAAUCAAACACUAUCUAAUUUCUUCUUCUAGAUUUGCUUGUAUGCUCUGGUUUUUGGUGAACUCAAUUGUCCGACGAGUCUUUCUUUGUGUCAUUGUUUUAAUCAGAUUUUGUUGAUUUUCAAUCUGUUUUAGAGUUCUGAUGGAUUAGGUUGAUUUGAAUUUUGAUCUCCUUUUAUAGAUUAUGAAACCUUAGAUACAAUUUUAUACACACUAGAUAGAAGUGAGUUCAAGAUGUAAACCCUAACUUAAUGUGCGU
This is a messenger RNA of Camellia sinensis, 2863 nucleotides long. NCBI's taxonomy places the organism in Eukaryota, Viridiplantae, Streptophyta, Magnoliopsida, Ericales, Theaceae. The record is from RefSeq and is a predicted model, not a curated record.